This is a messenger RNA of Clavispora lusitaniae ATCC 42720, 3246 nucleotides long. It is a transcript of the gene STE23, whose product is annotated as metalloendopeptidase. Gene Ontology annotation, cellular component: cytosol; mitochondrion. NCBI's taxonomy places the organism in Eukaryota, Fungi, Ascomycota, Pichiomycetes, Serinales, Metschnikowiaceae. The record is from RefSeq and is a predicted model, not a curated record. Gene Ontology annotation, molecular function: metalloendopeptidase activity; metal ion binding. Gene Ontology annotation, biological process: peptide catabolic process.
AUGUUCCUCUUCAAAAAGGCCCAGUUUUCUCUUCCCCGCCGUAUUUUUUCUCGUCUGGCCAUGUCAUCCGCCAUUUCUGUUCUUGCAGACGACCCGAACAUCGCCAAGCCCCUCUUGGACGACAGAAAGUACCGUCUUCUCAAGUUGGACCACUCCAACUUGCACAUUUUGCUAAUCCACGAUCCCACCACCGACCGAGCAGCUGCUUCUUUGGACGUGAAUGUCGGUUCUUUCGCUGAUAGGAAAUACAACGUGGCCGGCUUGGCGCAUUUCUGCGAGCACUUGCUUUUCAUGGGCACGCUGAAGUACCCUGAAGAAAACGAGUACGCCAGUUAUUUGUCCAAACACUCGGGCCACUCCAACGCCUACACCGCGGCAGAACACACCAACUACUACUUUGAGGUCGACUCGGCACACUUGGAAGGGGCGUUGGACCGCUUUGCCCAGUUUUUUAUCUCGCCACUCUUCAGUCGCUCUUGCAAAGACAGAGAGAUCCAGGCAGUGGACUCCGAGAACAAGAAGAACUUGCAGAACGACAUGUGGCGCAUGUACCAGCUCGAUAAGCUGACCAGCAACCCGAAACACCCAUACAAUGGAUUCUCCACUGGCAAUUUCCACACUUUACAAGAAGAGCCGGCUCUGAGAGGAGAAGACGUACGGGACAUCUUGUUGCGCUUCUACAAAAACGAGUACUCGGCCAAUCUCAUGAGCUUGGUUGUGUUGGGAAACGAGUCUUUAGAUGUGCUUGAAAAGUGGGCGGUUGAAAAGUUUUCGCCCGUGGAAAACUCCAAUCUUCCCAGACCAUCUUACGACGAACUAGUCUUCACCGAGGCGCAGAUGGGCAAAAUCACCCGCGCUAAACCUAUCAUGGACACCCGCAAGUUGGAGUUGUCCUUCAUGAUUCCAAAUGACCAGGAAGAAAACUGGAAAUGUCGCCCAAGCGGCUACUUUGCACAUCUUUUGGGCCACGAAAGUAAAGGCUCUGUCUUGCAUUUCUUAAAGACAAAGAACUGGGUUAACGAUCUUCUGGCAGGUGCCAUCAAAGUUUGUCAGGGGAAUUCCUUGCUUAUGAUCGAACUUGAACUCACCCCACUGGGUUUAGACCAUUGGCAGGAUAUUGUCGUGCAUAUUUUCGAGUAUCUCGACAUGGUCAAAAGCUUUGAGCCACAGCAAUGGCUUUGGAAAGAAGAAAGUGCCAUGUCAGAAAUCAAUUUUCGCUUCCGCCAGAAAAUGAGCGCUUCCUCCACUGUGUCUAAAAUGAGCAAUAAAUUGUACCAGUUUAGCAGCGAUGGAUACAUACCGCCUGAAAACUUGUUGGACUCGUCUGUGUUACGUGAGUUCAAUCCUACUGAAAUCUCAAAGUACGGAUCGUACUUGGUUCCUUCCAAUUUGCGUUUAAGUUUAACGUCGCGCGACUUAUUAGGCUUAUCUAGCAAAGAAAAGUGGUACGGAACAGAAUAUCUGUACGAAGACAUUCCCGCUGAGCUCUUGCAGAGAAUACAGUCUCUUGCACUGAACCCGGAGUUACACUUGCCUAAGCAUAAUAGCUUUAUUCCAGAGAACUUCUCUGUGCGCGGUGAGAAAGUGCAAGAGCCGCUAGCACAUCCUUUUUUGAUUAGUGACUCUGCUCAGUUUGAAACGUGGUUCAAGCAAGACGACCAAUUUGGGAUUCCAAAGGGUUAUAUCAACUUGACUGUUCACAUUCCGACAUUGAAUGAAAAUAUAAAAUCUGCUUUGAUGGCCACAUUGUUGAGCGAGUUGAUUGACGACGAGUUGAACGAAAUCGAAUACUAUGCUAGUCUUGUGGGCUUAUCCUUUUCCAUUCACCAAUUCAAAGAUUCGUACUCAUUGAAAGUAGGUGGAUAUAACGACAAGCUUCCAGUUUAUCUCCUGCAAAUUCUUGAGUAUUUUACUUCGUUUACGCCAAAGAAGGACCGUUUUGAGUCGAUAAAGUAUAAAGUCACUCAGGAACUAAAGAACUCGGGCUUUGAAACGCCAUAUUCUCAAAUAGGAACGCACUUUUUGCAGUUUAUCAACGAGAGAACGUACCCAGAUUUGGAGAAGCUAGCCAUAAUCAAUGAAAUCACAUUUGAUCAAAUUGCAGAGUUUGCAAACGGUCUCUGGAAAAAGGGAACUUUUGUUCAGACUUUGAUCAUCGGAAACUUUGAUUAUGCUACUGCAACAGAAGUCGACAAGCUGAUCAAGAAAAACUUUGAGCACAUCAGUCCCAUAAACUCGAGCAAAGACAAGGUAUUAGAAUCCAUAAAGUUUGAGAGUUUUGAGUUGCAAACAGGAGAGAAUGUACGGUAUGUCGUUCCUUUACAAGAUGCCAACAAUAUCAAUUCAUGUUUGGAAUACUUUGUUCGUGUGGGCACUUUGGGCGAAGAAAAUCGCCGGUUGCGUGUUCUUACAGAUUUGUUGGCGGUUAUGAUUCAUGAGCCUUGCUUCAACCAGUUGCGGACAAAAGAGCAGUUAGGAUACGUUGUUUUCUCAGGUUACAGACCGAGCAGAUCGUACUUUGGCUUGCGUGUCCUUGUCCAAUCCGAAAGAGCAUGUGACUAUCUUGAAUAUAGGGUAGUCCAGUUUUUGCGCAAGUUUAAGAAGUCAGUGUUGGGCGACAAGUUGACGGAGGAAGCUUUCAACAAAUACAAACAAGCAUUGAAAAGCAAGAAGUUGACCAAGUUAAAGAACUUGGCCGAGGAGUCUUCGCGUUUCUGGAACCACAUCAACGACGGAUUCUAUGACUUUAUGCAAAAAUCCAAGGACGUCCAGUUGUUGGAAACAAUCACUCCGGAUGAGUUUUUGCAUUUCUUCAACGAGUACUUUGAUGUGGACAACGCUUCGAAAUCGGCACUUUUGACUGUGUAUUUGGAGUCUCAAAAAACGCCCGUGCUUGAACAGAAAAAGUUGUUCACCACAGCUUUGCACAACUUUAUCUAUGAUAAUGACAUUCCAAUCAGCAUUGAUAAUGUGGACGCUUUUGUGGAAGAAGCUGGUCUGGACGUUGCUGCUGUGGCGUCUUUUGUUGAAGAGAAUCUUUCUGAUAAUUCGUUUGACUUCAGCGAGUUGAAAGAUUCUUUCAUCAACGAAAUCACAGAAAGAACUGCAAGAGCUACGCCAGAGUUAUAUCCACGCGGAAAGACGUAUGAGAAGAUCUCUGAUUUCCAGUCCACGCACAAGAAAGGCGGGGCACCAAAACCUGUUGUUCCAUUGUCCACUUACAACUAUGCCAGCGCCCACCUAUAG